CAUCAGAUUUCCAGUAUCUCUCCAGAGACUUCUCCUGUCCCCCUCUAAAAGAAAAAUAAAAAUCCCUAAAACCCUUCAUCUCCUCCAAUCUCCUCUCAAAUCUCCACCACCACCACCACCACCAGAAGAACUCAUAGGUUGGUUGCUUAAUAGAAAAAUGGCAGACACAGAAGUGAGCAACAAUACAGAUGGACCAGUAUUAAACCUAAUGAACAAACGAUUAAGAGCACUUAGAAAGAAACAUAAUCGAAUCGUUCAAAUGGAAGAAGCUGUUUCACAGGGAAAGCCAUUAAACAAAGAGCAAGAAGAAGUGCUUCGUUCUAAAACCGCUGUACUUGCUUUAAUCGAUGAGUAUGAAAAGCUUCGUCAACCUCUUCAUACUGCUGUUCAAGAAGAAAUCCUCCUCUCCCAAUCUCAAUCCAGCCAACAACAACAGCAAGAACAGGAAAAACAACCACCAGCUGCUGAAGAAGUUGAGGAGGCUCAGAAACCAAACCCUAAUAAUGAAGAAAAUGUGAUUGAGGAUUUAUUGAAUCUCAUAUAUUUUGGGAAUCUAUUUGAUGCUAAACCUCAAAGUGAUUUCACAUCUACCAUGUUAACGAGAACUCAUGAAAGAGGGUGUUGUUUAACGUAUGAUUAUGUGACUGAUGAUGCUACUGAUUUACUCGCUGAGAGUGAUUUGGAUUUGAUUUCUGACUUGGGGAGUUUGAUUAUUUCAAGGCCUUCUCAUUCUGGUGUUUCUCAUAAGAAAGCUUUGAGUAAUUGUCUUCAACAUGCUAAGCUUUGGCGUAUGAAUUCGGAGGAGCCAAUUCAACCUGGAAGUGAUGUCACUUAUGCUGCAUUGAGAGAGAGAUUGAAUAAGAUUAUGGCUUCCGAUUAUUAUACUACUACACCAGAGAUGAAAGCCCCUGUGGAAGUGGCUGCUGCUGCAGGGAAGUUUGUCCCUUGCCAGAUCCCUGUGUCUGAGUCCCCCGAACCCAAUGAGACUGAAAAUGCAUGUCAGUAUUACCAGCAGCAGGAUGAAGAAACAACAAACUUUCAAGGGCAGGAAACUGGUGUUGAUCAGUCCUCUCCUAUCGAGGAGGGGCACCAUGAGGAAGAGUCAGAAAUGUCGAACCCUGCAGGUGUCGUUUCAGUCCAACAGCAUGACCAAACUAAACUUGAUGCUGGAGCAGAGGGGCAGGGGCAGAGUCAGAGAGAUGUAGAGUCAAAUGAAGAACACAGCAAUCAGAGGAAGUCUUACCCAAACCAUAGAGGAGGUGGCUAUGGUGGUAGGAGGGGUGGUUAUCCCAAUGGCCGAGGAGGUCGAAACGGCAGAGGCGGAGGUGGUGGAGGGUACCAGAACGGGCGCAGCCAGUAUUACGAACAACCUGGAAACUAUUAUCCAAGAAACUACAACACAAGAGGUGGUAGGGGCAGUAGAGGUGGUAACGGUGGAUACACUUCAAACAGUCACGGUUCAACUGCUUAUGGCAGCCAUGCUCAGGCUGAUUCACCAAGUUCGUAAUCAGUGGUUAGUGCCAGUGGGUCUUCUUUUGGGUGGUAAAAUUAAUCAGACUAAAAGAGGAGGGGAGAAAGAUUUACUUUUAACUUGAUGAUUAUCGGAAAAAUGUGGUUAUAGUAUGUUGCUGUAGAACAUUUCUUUCUUUUUUUGGGCGUACCCUCUCUUCUGACAGUUUUAUGUUUGUUUGUUCCCAAAGCAAGCUGUGAUCCACUUUAAGGAGAAAAAAAAACUAAUCCUUGACAGAGAUUACGUUUGAGGUUUUAACAUCUUUUAUUAUUCCUGUGCAUACUGCACAUAAGUUUUAUGCAUUUUGUCUAGGGAUGGAUGGUGCUUGUCAAUUUGAAGACAAUUACUAUGGGAAUAGCCAACAGUGGUUUGCCGUC
Papaver somniferum (opium poppy) is the source of this 1887-nucleotide messenger RNA. RefSeq lists its product as uncharacterized. The record is from RefSeq and is a predicted model, not a curated record. The transcript is spliced from 4 exons. NCBI's taxonomy places the organism in Eukaryota, Viridiplantae, Streptophyta, Magnoliopsida, Ranunculales, Papaveraceae. The coding region runs from base 158 to 1507 and encodes 449 amino acids.